Messenger RNA from Saccostrea echinata, 2539 nucleotides. Its product is annotated as calpain-1 catalytic subunit-like. NCBI's taxonomy places the organism in Eukaryota, Metazoa, Mollusca, Bivalvia, Ostreida, Ostreidae. Gene Ontology annotation, biological process: proteolysis. Gene Ontology annotation, cellular component: cytoplasm. The transcript has 10 exons. Bases 123 to 2027 code for a protein of 634 amino acids. The record is from RefSeq and is a predicted model, not a curated record. Gene Ontology annotation, molecular function: calcium-dependent cysteine-type endopeptidase activity.
UUAAAAUACGUUUUAAACUGCAUUCAGAUUAAGACAAUGUCUACAUGUAUAUAUUAAAUCAAGAGAAGAAACGUACUUUAAAAGAAAAGUAAGAAAGGCCAAGCAAGAAUAUCUUUCGUUACAUGGCGGACUUUAAUGCCACUUUUCUCUAUUUUUCCACAGAAGACAUUUUGGAUCCUUCCUCUGAAUCGUCAGAAAAAAGCAAAGAGCAAGGUCGUUUAAAAUCAAUGCCCUUAGAAAACACAUCCUCUAAGGGUAAUCUUGGUCGACAAACUGAAAAAGGACCUACUGUUUAUUAUUCUGGAGAAAAUUUGGGACCCGGAAAUCAGACUGGUACAGAGCACAGCAAGGGUAAUGAUUUCAGACAAAAUGCAACCUUCAUCCAAACUGGCAACAAAACGGAGGAGGAGAGAAAAAAAGAAAAGACUUCUAUGAGAGAUCAAUUCUCACAUAAUUCCGAGGAUAAUGCUAGUGUUUCUAAAAUAUUAGUGUCGAAAUCGACCCGUUCAUCAAUUGUUGAAAACACCAAAGACGUUUAUCUCCAAUACAAAACACAGGAGGAUGAAACGUUCUUUUUUGUUUGUGACAUUCGUUGUAUCCCUGAAGAAUAUCUAAGGAAACCCCACCCUAAUUCAGACGGAGACGAUAUCUGGGCGGAUCCUGAGUUUCCAUUUCCACCAAUAGAUAUUUUUUCCCAAGGGACCACCUGGGUUAGGUCUAAGGAAUUGAUAGAAAACCCUGUAUUAUUUCAAAAAGCUCUGUCUUGUGUUACAGUUUUUAAGGGAUGCUUUGAUACAGCAAAGUUUUUGGUAACUUUUUUAACUGUAAUGGAAAACAACCUGUUAUUUUCGAAGGUUUAUAAGUCUCCUAGUAGUUCAGAAGAAAACAAGAGAUUUUAUGGUGUUGUUCACUUCCGGUUCUGGUAUUUUGGUCAGUGGGUGGACGUCUACGUUGAUGACAAAAUACCUGUUCAGGAAGGGUGUUUAGUGAUGACGUCUCAUUCAGCUUCUUUCACAAACGACAUUGGAAUCACAAUGGCUGAGAAAGCUUAUGCAAAGUUCAUAGGAAGCUAUAAGAACAUGGAGAAGAUGGAAUUUGAUGACUUUUUUCAUGGACUGACCGGAGGAUAUGCCGUGCAGUAUAAAUUUAGAUUUCCUGUCCACGGAUCACAGGUUUUCAGCAAAAUCAGAGAUGCCCUUGACAGUGGAGCAUAUAUUUUUUGCUCUGUUAAGAGUAUUAAAUCGUACUUUUUUGGAUUAGAGGAGAAUAAGGAGUAUUCCAUUAUCGGGACCUUAGAAAUUACGACUUACUUAAAUGAACACGUCUGUCUAGUAAAACUGAGGAACAUCUGGAGUGGUUUUGAAUGGACGGGACCUUGGAGUCAUGGGAGUUCUGAAUGGGCUAAAUGUCCAUUCGAUGUAUAUAAGCGUUAUGUUGCACACAGUGAUGAGAAGUGUUUCUUCUACAUGGAUGUGAAUGAUUUUCUAGAGUACUUUGAAGGCUUCACCAUUGGGAGUGUCAUUCCAGAUUUUAAAUUCAAUGGGCCAAGUAAUAUGGAUUACCACGUCAGUAUCUACGGAGAAUGGCGGGGACAUACUGCAGCAUCGUUCACAAAUCACCUGAAUAACCCCAAAAUCCAGUUUACUGUCUCCAAAGAAGAAAACCUUGGGAAGCAUUUAUUUGACGUGGGUAUCAUUUUGACUCAGAAAAUUAUCAACAAGGAGAAACCAUAUGGAAUUCAUUGUAGUUUAUUGAAGGUUGUAGAUACACCUACAGAUGGUACAUAUAUUGUAAAGUAUAUCGGUCAGAAAAUGGAAUACUAUACACAAGAACAAGUCGCAAUUCGACAGAAUUUGUCGCACGGAUUAUAUGUAAUAGUGCCAUCUACCGAAAAAAAUGGUCAGGAACGACAAUUUCUCAUCAGAGUUUUCAGCGAGGAAGCUCUACAUAAUAUUGGGUCGCUCCCUGAGAGCAGACGACUGGUGUUGUGUGGAGAAGAGGGGUUGUACCAGGAAGAAGAUACAUAAUGUUCACAGUUUCACUGCCGAUCUUUAGCGCCAUUUGCCUCCUUUAAUACAAAGAGAGCUGAAACAUUUUUUUCUAAGACAAUAAUUUUAUAAUCACCUAAUUAAACUGCAGAGCUACAAACAAGGAGCUUCCAGAGAGAUUUUACUAUACAAAGUGUUUAUUUUCCUACAAAAAGUUAAUAAGGUUAAUCAGUCUAAGUAUUAAGAAUUGUUUUGAGUUGCAAGAACACAUUGAAGAAUGUCAUGAAACACUCUAUUAAUAUUAAAUUUCUGUACUUAUAUAACAUUGUAUAAGGAAAACAAUCCGUACAUAAUUGUAACAAAUCAUCUAACAUGAAUUAGAUCAAUGAUUUAUGUCAUAGCUAUCAAUUCUGGGUAUAGCAGCAGAGAACACACAUGUUACUAUCCAUUGUAUUAAAGUUCUUGAUUUUUUUUUUUACUUAUAAAUUGCAUAUGGUCAGUAAUAUGACAGCUAAAUUCAGGAUAUGAUUUGAAGUUAUGAAAUAAAUUUA